CCGCCCCCUGCCGUCGCCAGGGGCAGGCCCAAGAGGAAGAUGGCGGCGGCAGCGGCGAUCGUGAGGGGUAUCGGGGGCGGCCUGGGCCGGAGCGUGCGGGAGCUCCGCGUCCACCUGUGCCAGCGCUCCGCGGGCAGCCGCGGCGUCAGGGACUUCAUUGAGCAGCACUACGUGACGCUGAAGAAGGCAAACCCGGAUUUCCCCAUCCUCAUUCGCGAGUGCUCCGAGGUGCAGCCCAAACUGUGGGCGCGGUACGAGUUUGGCAAGGAGAGAAGCGUGCCGCUUAAUAACCUGAGUGUGGAUGAAGUAGCCAAGGCCUUAGAGGACAUUGUGAAAUGCAAGGUCUGAACACAGUGAACUGCACAUGCUGAUGACUUUUCUGAUAAGCUUUAAUGUUAAACGUGUCUAUCAUUAAGUUAUUAAUCUCAUAAAGGCAUAUGCUUACCCUGA
Rhea pennata is the source of this 450-nucleotide messenger RNA. RefSeq names its product NADH:ubiquinone oxidoreductase subunit A2 (gene NDUFA2). The record is from RefSeq and is a predicted model, not a curated record. The transcript has 3 exons. The coding region runs from base 40 to 348 and encodes 102 amino acids. NCBI's taxonomy places the organism in Eukaryota, Metazoa, Chordata, Aves, Rheiformes, Rheidae.